AUGCAGUCAAUUAAGAAUUAUGUUAAUGGAGAAUUAAAUGGGGAAUUAAAUAAUAAUGAAUUCAUGACUACAAGAAUGAAUAUAAUCAAUGCUGUAAAUAAAAUGAAUAUUAAAUCAGAAGAAUUUAAAGAUGGAUUUGAAAAUAAUCCUGUAAGAAUUAAAAUUUCUGAAUAUCUCAAAUUACUUUUUAAGGAUAAUUAUGAAACUAUAUGGAGAUUCAAAUCGAAGCAAUUUCAGAGGAAUAAUUUGCAUAAUUACAUUAAAUAUUAGAAAUUGAAAAUGAAUUAAAAUGAAGUCCAAGUCUUUGUUAAGACAUGUGAAUGGUUUCUAUUUAGAAUGGCAUACAUAAUACAAAAUUGGUGUUGUUUGUGA
Molecule: messenger RNA, 372 nt
Organism: Paramecium sonneborni
Lineage: Eukaryota; Ciliophora; Oligohymenophorea; Peniculida; Parameciidae
Source: the annotation of a GenBank genome assembly